AUGAGGCUUUGACAAGAAAACGAUCGGGGAAGAAAAUUUGUCCGCUAAUCAGAGGUGUCCGAUUUUUAGAGUGUCCGUUAAUUGGGGAGAAUACUGUAAUUAUGGCUUUGAAAAAAGCAAGUAUUUUAAAACAUAUUGGCUAAAAGCUUUUUCGUCUGACACUCCUCAGAGUAUAAAACGUCAGGAUAAGGGUUCAAAAGAACACGAUGAAAAAUAUAUACUCAGUUGUGGAUCGAAAUAGGCCAAUCAGAAAAACGCAAGCACCAGACCGUUAUAGUUGACCAAUCAGUGCUGCAUGCCUAAUAAAAAAUUACCACUGGAGAGAAUGAAGUUUGAACGUUGCAGAUUUGAAUAAUUAGGCCUACCUAUUGGCAACCUGUUACAAGUAGAAAGAUUCAAAUAGAACUCCGUUUGAAUAAGAUGAUGCCACGGAUCAAUGAUUGUUUACCGGUGACCUUUGUUGUCACUCUCAAACAUAUGAUUUAGCUAAAUUCAAACUUGUUCAGUCGUAUAAUUUUGGGGAAUGCAUAAGACGCCCCCGGCAACUCCUCAGCCUGUGAACCCAAAAAAGGUUCUCAUCAAAAGGUCCAGGGGGAAUGCAUCUUACAAGCUGUAUCUGUUUAGUCCUAAGCUCUACAAACGAUGCUUAUUAUUAGAUUUAGUACAUAUAUAUGUAAAGAAUUGCUAUGGUUGAGCCGCAAUAUCAACGUUGGAUUUAAAGCAUCACACUUGAAGGUGUCUUAAUGCUGCUUUCUUCAGAUAAAAAAUGCUUGGCCUAUUUGUUGUUUGUUUGCUUUGUCGUCUUGUCGACUUUUUAUGUGCUACAAGGAAAUCGGAGGCUUUCGACCAAGGCGAUACAAAAUCAUGACGAUGAGAAACUAAGCAUUUUUUAUGAAACUUGGUGUAAAGUGAGAAGAUACAUGAAGGAUUGGCGGAGAAUCAAGCAAGGAUGCGACGGUCUAAUCGAAUGGGGAUCUACGAAAAGAGGCUGGGACGAACGAACAGAUGCUGGAAAAAGCAUAGUAAUUGCCAUGGAUAUACGACGCACAUAUGAGUUCAGUCGAGUAUGGAUUGAAUCAAGAACAAGUGACAACAGCGCAAAGAAAAUUGGAGGUGAUUCAUGGCGGGUUCAUUUACGAGGACCUUCUUCACCAUCAGCCACUGUGUUUGAUCAUCGAAAUGGGACUUAUGAAGUUGCCUUUCUUCUCAUUGAGCCGGGGACAUACACUUUAAAGGCCUAUUUGGAACAUUCGUUGUGCGAUGGGCUGAAGGAUCCCCCGGAUAACUGGUUCAUUGUUGGCAAUGCGCAAGGAAAGUACCAGCCACAGGGAACUCUGGGAUUGGACCAUGCUUACAUUUCCAAGAAACUAAAUCCAUUAAGACCAUUGCAAAUCAACAUCCAGGAACAGGAAUCCUUAGAGUAUACCCAAGCCGUCCAAAUGCUGAUGGAGAAUGGCCACAAAAUAUGUAAAGAUAACUGUAGUUUUAUAUGGGACGGACAAGGUAGAUGGAUUGAUGACAAGUGGCACCCAUACCAGCGCAGCAAAUCUUUUGAGAAAGAAACUUCAUUACGCCCAAUUAACAAGAACCAUGACGGGACAUUGUGGUUUUACGGCGAUUCAGUGAUGGCACAAUUUUACAAUAACAUCAAACUCUUUGGAAAACUUUGCCACAUGUUCAGUGGUGGCUGUGGACAUACCUAUAACUGGGUAUACAAAAUCACUGGUUACAACACAACGCGUGCAAAAAUUGAGAAUGAUGACAAGGAUUUCAAUGUAACAAGAAUAACUGACGAGGUUUUGCAAGUCAUUUCAUCUCCUUGGAUCAACAAACCCGAAUCAGUCAUCAUUAUGAACUUUGGACUCCAUUUUACUGAAAGCUCGUCGUUUUCAAAUUAUAAAACUUUGAUUACGAGGCUGAUCAACAUAAUCAAACACGAAAAGAGGUUUCAGGGCAGAGUGAUCUGGCGCACAACAACGGCCCUGAACAAACACAAACUUGGUGGAAAAGACCAGCAUUCUAGAAGAUUCCUAACGCAACAGCGAGUUAUCCUGUUCAACGCCUUCGCAACUAGCCAAAUGUGCAACGCAGGAAUACCAAUUUUAGACUUGUUUCCUUUGACCGAUUCUUAUCCAAAAGGAUCUGGCAUUGCAGGCUACCAGUUUGAUGCUGUGCAUUAUGAGCAUUCUACAUUUGCAAAGGCUGAAAGACUGUUGGAGGAAGUGAUGAAAAGGAAGGUCAUCUAGAUUCAGCCCAUACGAUGCUUCAGUCAAGAAAUGAGCGACAAGAUUUGCCAGCCCAACUCUGAUGUACUGCACUUUGACACGCUUUGAAAGUGCAAGAACAUAGGCUUAGUAUUUUCACUAUUUUUUUCAACUGGCUGUAAGCUACCAUUUUUUAACGCUUAAUUGCAUUGUAGAAAAACUAGCUUUUAAAC
This is a messenger RNA of Rhopilema esculentum, 2437 nucleotides long. RefSeq lists its product as uncharacterized. The record is from RefSeq and is a predicted model, not a curated record. NCBI's taxonomy places the organism in Eukaryota, Metazoa, Cnidaria, Scyphozoa, Rhizostomeae, Rhizostomatidae.